AUGCACUCGGCCGGCUCUGCGAUGUCUAGCGAAGCCGAGGACGCGGCGCCCUUCCGCCGGAGUGCGUCGUCUCGCGUGCGCGGCGGGGAGAAAGAAGAAGGCUGCUUCGGGCACGAAGAAGCGCUCGCUGAAGGCCUGCGGCAGUCGAAGAAAGCGGUGCUAUCGCGAAAGCGACGGCGCCACGAAGAGCGGAAACAGAGGAAGCAAGUGCAUAAGGAAAAGCAGAAACUGUGGAAACUGGAGAGGCAGAAAGAGCUGCUCGAGCGGCAGAUGAACCAACAAAAAGCCGCCAUUUCGGGCCUUCUCCACGCCUCGGGGAAAGGUGCAGGUGUACGUACACCUCCUCACCGCGCGGAUGCGCAAGCAAACGAUGAGAAUAGCGCAUCGACUUCAGAGGACGACGCCGCGCCGCGCGUUGCUUUCGGGAAGAAGCGAAAGCUUGCGACAGACGCGUCUCCCUCCUUCUCGGAAGCGGCCUCGUCUCGUUCCGCAGUGGACGUUCGCGGCAGCGUGCAGGCUGCACUGCUGGCGAACGCGAAAGUGGGAGCGAAGACGCGCGCCGGCGGUCUACCAGACGAGACUUUGCCGUUUUCUGCGUCGCUCGCGACGUCAAGCGAGCGGUGGAAGGCCGAGGAAAAGCGCCAGGCUCUGGAUGCGGCGGGUCGGCAGCUGGACGCGGAGCUUGCCUUCCUCGAGGCGAAGCUGGGGCUCUCGAAGGGGAAGAAAGACGGAGAAAAGAAGAAGAGACUCGUUCAGGAACUCAUCGACGACGGAUUCGAUGAAGAGCUCCAGGGCCUCCUGGACGACAUCUUGGGCGGCAACCUGGGCGAGAGGGGGGAGAAGAAACGCUCUAAAAACAUGCCAACAGAAGACCUAGAGGAACGGGAAGAUGAAGACGAAGAAGAAGAGGACGAAGAGGACGAAGAUGAGGGUGAAGAAAAAGGUGAGGAGGAAGAGGACGAAGGUGAGGGUGAAGAAGGAGGUGAUGGAGAAGACGAAAAAGUGGAGGAAGAAGAGGAAGGAGAGGAUGACGACGAUGAAGAAGAGGAAGAAGAGGAAGAAAUUGAUGACGACGAUGAAGAAGAGGAGGAAAAGGAAGAGGAAGAAGAGGAUGACGGCGAUGAAGAAGAGGAGGAAAAUCAGGAGGAAGAGGAAGAAGAAGAAAAAGAGGAGGAAGAUGAAGAAGAAGACGAUGUUGAGGAGACUCGAGGCGGCGCAGCGAAGCAUGGCUCUCUUUCUUCUCGCACCUCAGCUGCGCCUGAGGGGAAGUAUCUGCCGCCUCAUCUUCGCCGUCAGCAGGAGGAGCUGCCCCCGGGCGACGGCGGCGAAGAGGAGGGCGAAGAGGAAGACAGCGAGUCUGAGAGCGACGCGUGUUCCACGCGGGGACGCUCUACAUUGACGCAAGCGUCCCCCACUGCAUCUGCGGUGUCUGCGCAAUCCAAGAAGCUCACCAACGCGGCGUUUUCCUCCGCUCUCUCGCAGGGGUUUGUUCAGACCGAAACUCGAAAGGCGCGAGACGCCGGUCGCGCCAUUACGCAGCGUCUCCGCGGCCUUCUCAACCGCGUCUCUGAAGGAAACGUCGAGGUCAUUCUUCAGCAGAUCUCCGGGGUCAUCAAAGAUGCGCUCGCCCAAGUUCUCGCGUCUGCGCUUCCGCAGGCGAGUGCGGCUUCGUGCGCAUGGACGCCGAAGGACGUGCGGAACUUCCGGCAGGCGCAGGAGUUUGCGUUCUUUCGCGAAAUGAACGCGGCGCUCGUUGGGCUGCUCACGCAGAGCAUGAUUGAGUCUCGCUUUUCGACCGCGUCGCUCAUCGCCACGCAGACCGCGCUCUGCUGCGGCCUGAGCGCUCUCUUCGACGGCGCGCUGUGCCGCGAGUUCCUCUUUGCCCUCGGGCGCGCCUUUCGCAAGUUUUUCCCGCGCGCAGUGGCCUCCGAGUCGCGGCUGGCGACCUCUGGCGACGUCGAGGACGCGGCGGGUGAGCCCGUCGAGUUCUACGUGCGCCACCUGCUCACAGCAUUUUGCUUCCUCUUCGACUUUGACGUCUUCGAGCCUGCGGUAUUCCUCGGGAUGCUCCAGCGCCUCUCAGAGCGCCCGCCAGGCGCCGACGCCGCGGGCCUCGGCGAAUUCCAAGUCGAGUGCCUCUUGCUGGUGCUGCGUCUGGGCGGCGGCAAGCUGCGAAACGAAAACCCUGCGCUCUUCAAAGAGGCUUGGGCCUCCCUGAUGAAGCGCAUGCGCGAGGGGGAGGCCGACGCCGCCGGCGCGCUGCCCGCAGCCGCAGAGGCGCAGGAGGGGGGGGACGCGACCCCCGACGACGGCCGAAGCCGCGCGGAACUGAAGGCGAAACUCGCCACGCGGACUGCGCAGACCUUCAGCGAAGAAAUGCGCAGGAGACGCGAACAGGAGCUGGAGAACGAAAGCAACAAAGGCCGUCUGCAUUACCUCGUGCGCGAGCUGGAGGAGCUGAAGAACAACAAAACAAGCACCAUCCACCUCGCCUCGCGGGCCUCGCAGGAAGCAAUGAGGCGCUGGCUGCAGACGAGCGCGUUGCUGUCGCAGUCCCCGUGGCGGCAGUGCGCAGGCAGGAGCGUCCUCGUGAGCGUCGCCUCGUGGAAGGAGCUUGAGGAAGGCGCGCCAGCCGCUGGAUCUUCGCCCUCAGCGGCGCAGUUUCGCUCGGCAACCAGGACUGUCUCUGGCCCGGCGGAGCGAGUCGACGUCGCCAAACAGCUCGGGGUAAAAGGCGCGACUGACGAGCGGAAACUUUUAGAAAUUGCGACGAAGCUGCGCUUGCACUCAGAGGAACAGAAGAAGAUCUUCGUGGCGCUGAUGUCUGCGAACGGCCUUAAGGACGCCGUCAGCCGUCUGCUGCGGAUUAUGCCUCGCACGAAGCAAAGGAAGACUUUUGCCACGACUGCCGUCGCGGUUGUGCUCCACGUGGCACUUCAGGAGGCGGUCUUUAAUCCGUUCUACGCCCUGCUGCUCGCGUGCCUCUGCGCGCGCUGCUCCUGCGCAGCCUGGGUCGCCGCGCCGAAGGAGGCAGACAGCGCCAAGCCGCCGCUGGCGUCGCCGUUUGCGUCGCUCAGCCCGACGCAGCGCGGCGCGCGGAACUCUGGCGCAGGCGCGGAGAUCCGCGAGGGCUGCAGCUGUUUCCUGCUCCCCGAGAAGGAGGGCAAGAACUUCAGACGCAUUGUGCAGCGCGGCCUGGCGGCGCAGAACUCCGCCGCCCACGGCUUUUCACUCCGCCGGCUCCUGCAUCUCGCGCGGCUCGAGGCCUUUCUGAUUCGCGUGGGCGUCGUUGAGCUCCGUCUGGCGCGGUUCAUCAACUUCGAGGGCGAGACAGGGAAGGCUGGGGGGCAGAUGCCGCUCACGGGGAAGCUCGGCUUCUUUCUCAAAGAGCUGUGCGUGCAGCUCCUGUGUUUGCCUCAGUUCGCGUCUGUGCCGCUGCCGGCGCCGACCUCAACGUCUUACUCGCCGCUGUUCGCCUUUCUCUCUCUCUCGGCGCUACCGGAUGUGCGCGAGGCAUUUCUCGUCAUUCUUGAAGACGUGCUGCUGGCGGAGGCGCGCGCGGCUGAGAAGGGCGCGCGGAAAACCCCACAGAGCGCGAGUGGUGACUGCCAGGCAGGGAAGAAGGGCAAAUGCGCGCGAGUCCCUGGUGGUGUAUGUACACCGCUCUGCGGCCUGCGCGAGGAGACAGUCACGCGCGUGAUUCGAUUCAUGCAGAAGCAGAAGCGAUUUGAAGACGACGAGGACGAACAAGCCUACUUUGAGCCGUGA
Besnoitia besnoiti is the source of this 3768-nucleotide messenger RNA. RefSeq lists its product as uncharacterized. Lineage: Eukaryota; Apicomplexa; Conoidasida; Eucoccidiorida; Sarcocystidae. Gene Ontology annotation, cellular component: nucleolus. Gene Ontology annotation, molecular function: RNA binding. The transcript is spliced from 8 exons. Bases 1 to 3768 code for a protein of 1255 amino acids. Gene Ontology annotation, biological process: ribosomal small subunit biogenesis. The record is from RefSeq and is a predicted model, not a curated record.